AGUGUGAUAUUUGUUUGUUCCUUGUGUUUGCAUGAAUUAGUUUCGGAGAGUGCAAGGAGGAAAAGAGAUGUUGAGAUCCCUGCAAUUUCAAGCUUCAACUUCAAAACCACCGAUUUCUCUAAGCUUGAAGAAUCCUUUCCCCAAUCAUUCACAACGUACCCUUUCUUUUACUACUAAACCCCUCGCUCUUCCCCAAUCCCUCUCUUCUUCUUCUUUCAUCCCACACUCACCUCAACCGUCACAUUACAUCUCCACCGUUGGAUCUUCAUCGCCUCAUCUGUUUCAUUGGAACCUCCCCCAACGCCACCUCAUUCUUCUCCAAGCUCUUGCCGUCGUGACAGCGAUAUGUACAACGUGGCUAUUUUGUUCUGCAAUUCCCACUCUUCUGGCUUUCAAGAGAGCAGCGGAAUCACUUGAAAAGCUUAUGGAUACAGCAAGAGAGGAACUUCCUGAUACAAUGGCUGCAAUUCGAUUAUCUGGCAUGGAAAUCAGUGACUUAACCACUCAACUCAGUGAUCUUGGCCAAGAAAUUACCCAAGGAGUUAAAAGAUCCACUCGCGUGGUUCGCUCCGCGGAGCAGGGGCUUCGCCUUUUAACCACCAUGCCUUCUUCAUCUUCAGCUUCAUUGCAGGGAAUCGAACAACGUCCCAAAACUGAGCCUGACUCGGGUGCACUUGCGGCGGCAAGAACCGCAAGAGGCGCGAGAGAGGGAAUUAUUAAGGGUCGUUCUAUGUUGAAGAUGUUUUUCUCCCUUGCUCAAUUCUCAAGUUUCGCUCUCAAGUUCAUUACUGAACGUGGAAAAAGGUAGAGGCCAGAGAAGUUUCUAGAUUUCUUCGUUGUUAGCAGUAUCAACGUUCUCUUCUCUAUUGGUAUAUGAUCUUCAAUUCAUUUUUAUGGAUGUGUUGGUUGUGUACUUUUGAUAUUUUUCUCUUGUUACAUAUUGCAAUAGAGAUGUUUCCCCUUAGAUGAGGCUAUUGUGUCUAUUGAAUCGAUGAUGUGUAUGGAAAUAUCUAAUAGGAACAUCAGAUUGAGUGCAUUUCUUACUCUAAAUUACCUUGAUACUUGGAUCUGUUGUUUCAAACUGUGUACGGUAAAUGCAAUAACGUGAUUAUGAAAAUAUAAGAUGGAAAAAAUUGAAGUUAUAAAA
This is a messenger RNA of Medicago truncatula (barrel medic), 1147 nucleotides long. RefSeq lists its product as uncharacterized. Bases 68 to 808 code for a protein of 246 amino acids. Lineage: Eukaryota; Viridiplantae; Streptophyta; Magnoliopsida; Fabales; Fabaceae. The record is from RefSeq and is a predicted model, not a curated record. The transcript has 5 exons.